UAACACCAACACACACUGUCUGCACACUCUCACACACACACACACACACACGCUCCUCUCUCCACUUUUCAUGCAGACCUGCACUUUCACGUCUCGGGGCCACGAGGUGUUUUCAUCCACUUUGUCCUUCCAGCAUGGCGGAUUACCUAAUCAGCGGCGGCACAGGCUACGUGCCUGAAGACGGACUCUCGGCUCAGCAGCUCUUCUCGAUCGGCGAUGGCCUCACGUACAACAGAUCUGACCAACAGUGCGUUGUCUCCGACGGUCAAACGGCUGAAGAGCUAUGCUCUAAAGGAGAUGGGUUGACUUACAAUGACUUCUUGAUCUUACCCGGCUUCAUCGACUUUACAUCAGAUGAAGUGGACCUGACAUCCGCACUUACCAAGAAGAUCACUCUGAAGACCCCUCUCAUCUCCUCCCCCAUGGACACAGUCACAGAGUCGGGCAUGGCCAUCGCUAUGGCGCUAAUGGGAGGCAUCGGCAUCAUUCACCACAACUGCACGCCAGAAUUUCAAGCCAACGAGGUCCGCAAGGUCAAGAGGUUUGAGCAGGGCUUUAUCACAGACCCAGUGGUGAUGAGUCCGCGCCACACGGUGGGGGAUGUGUUUGAGGCCAAAGUUAGACACGGCUUCUCUGGUAUUCCUGUCACAGAGACGGGCAAAAUGGGCAGCAAACUGGUCGGCAUCGUCACCUCCAGAGAUAUCGACUUUCUUUCUGAGAAAGACCACAGCAAACCUCUGGGGGAGGCCAUGACUAAGAGGGAGGAGCUGGUUGUAGCUCCAGCCGGUGUAAUGCUGAAAGAAGCUAAUGAUAUUCUGCAGCGCAGUAAAAAAGGCAAACUUCCCAUUGUGAACGAUAACGACGAGCUGGUGGCCAUUAUUGCCAGGACGGAUCUGAAGAAGAACAGGGAUUACCCACUGGCGUCCAAAGACUCCCGCAAACAGCUGCUCUGUGGCGCCGCCAUCGGCACCAGGGAGGACGACAAGUACAGACUGGACAUGUUGGUGCAGGCUGGAGUGGAUGUUGUUGUACUGGACUCCUCACAAGGCAACUCGGUGUAUCAAAUCAACAUGAUAAAUUAUAUUAAACAGAAGCAUCCAGAGUUGCAGGUGGCGGGAGGAAACGUGGUCACAGCCGCCCAGGCCAAGAAUCUGAUCGAUGCUGGUGUGGAUGCGUUAAGAGUGGGAAUGGGCUGUGGCUCCAUCUGCAUCACACAGGAAGUCAUGGCGUGUGGGCGGCCCCAGGGGACCUCCGUGUACAAGGUAGCAGAGUACGCCCGACGCUUCGGCGUGCCAGUCAUUGCUGAUGGUGGCAUUCAGACCGUGGGUCAUGUGGUGAAGGCUCUUUCACUCGGAGCGUCGACUGUUAUGAUGGGCUCAUUGCUAGCGGCGACCACUGAAGCUCCGGGAGAGUACUUCUUCUCGGACGGCGUGCGGCUGAAAAAGUAUCGCGGGAUGGGCUCCCUGGACGCCAUGGAGAAGAGCACCAGCAGCCAGAAACGCUAUUUCAGCGAGGGGGACAAGGUGAAGGUAGCCCAGGGCGUGUCGGGCUCGGUGCAGGACAAGGGGUCCAUCCACAAGUUUGUUCCGUACCUGAUAGCUGGGAUCCAACAUGGCUGCCAGGACAUCGGGGCAAAGAGUCUCUCGGUCCUCCGUUCCAUGAUGUACUCUGGGGAGCUGAAGUUUGAGAAGCGAACCACAUCUGCACAGGUGGAGGGAGGCGUCCACGGACUCCACUCUUAUGAGAAGCGGCUCUACUGAACGGGGGGGAGGUGGCUUGAGUGAACAUCGGCGGUGCACAUGAGCACACUUGAUCUAACAAUGCCCCACACGUUAAACUAAAAGAAUCCGUUACCACCCACUGCACCCCCUCUGGCCCUGCUCCUCCGUGCUGUAUCCACUGCUGCUCUCUCUCCGAUCCCAACCGAGCUGCUUGGUGUAGGGGAAGGAAAGACGCACAGUAGCGAAGUGAGAAUCAUCGAACUGACACCGACUGUCUGAACACCUGGGACUUUGGACUCAAGAAGCGGCGCAUCAGGGUUUUCAGAACGACAUGCACGCCUGUAUCUGGAGUAUGCAGCCUGAUCCCGAUUGUGUCUGUGCGUGUGAGGUACAGACUGUCUGGGUGAAGUGUGAGAUAUCGUUUAAAUGUGUCCCCUUUUUGUCCCCUUAUAUAUAUUAUCAUUAUUAUUAUUAUUAUUGAGUCUAAAACAGCCAUGGUGCAGUUUCCAUCAGCAUUAAUUUUUCCACGCUGACCAGCAGAGCUCCCUGUCGGAAGCCUCACGCAUCCUACUUCGUAAACACACUUGUGGGUGUGCCGAAGACAAGAUGAAGCACUUGUGUGUAUGUGACUAAUGGCAAUCCUCCCUUUUUCUUUUCUUCCUUUUUUUGCGUUUAUACGUCACAACAGAUUUAAGCUACUUAAUCAACGGUAGCCACUUCUGUUUCAGUGCAUAUUGUUUACUUUGUGUGUUGUGGAUCGCGAGGUACGAGACAUUUGGCCGAUGGCAGUCCUGCUGGCUACGUCAUUUCCUCCGCCGUCACCUGAAACCGGUGGAUCGAUCACCAACCCACAGUUGUUAGCACUGUGGACAUUUCAUUCUCCCCUCAAAGACAUGUUGAGCCAAAUAAUCAGCGUCCUCUAUCAGUGCGUUGUGUUCAUAUGUUGAGCACGGAAGGGACCAAAAAGCUGAGGACCAGGUUUGUUUAAAAGAAAACAACCUAAGGUGUAUCAAUCAAAACUAGUAAAUAACGAAGACAAUGAUCGUUUCUUUGCUCUUUAUUUGAAAACGUUUAGAUCGUACUUUCUAUUUAACCUGCUUAGUCUCCCGGGGCCUUGAAUUGAGCAUGAAGGGUUUUUGAUAUGCAUGUUAGUUUUUUCACGAAAAGCCAGACAUGGCUGUAUUUAUAUUCUGCUCAAUUGUAAUUGCAUACAUACUGCCAAGUGUUUUGACACUUCCUUCUGACACUCUUCUUUUGUAACUUCAAAACCAAAAUCCGCACAAGAUGUCGCUUGUUUUCGUUAUCACUCGUUCAGUCCUGCGCUCUCUCACAGUAGGUUCUGUGUGUCAGGCUUAUUUGUUGUUUUUGUUUUUACCAGAUAUAUGCCUUGAAACAGGGAUGGAUACAGGCUGCAGGUGACAGAUCGGUGAAAAUACAUAAUGCUACACACCCUCGCUUCCUUUUUCUUACUUUGUAACAGUUAUCGCUGUGUGUUGUCAUUCAGCUGAUGUAGGAGUAGGCUUUUCUAACAUUUUCAUACUGGUUGUCCUUUUUGCCAGCUGUAUUUUUUUUUUUUUUUUUUUUUUUUUAAUAAAACCUCCCAGAGUAUUAGAGUUCAGUUGCUUUCGCUAAUGUAAGUAACCCUGCACAGGGUUCACUCGACAAACAGAGGUCUUGCCGUUGGAAUGAAAUGCGAGAAAAUGUACAUGGAAAUAUAUGAAAAAAUAUAUAUAUACAUCUAUAUUCAGUUAAAUGACUGCUGCGUGUUCUCAGUCUCCCACCUAAAGACAUAAUUCAGGUUCUUUUAAAAUGUCUUAUUUGUCAAGACCUGAGUCCUGCUCGUCCAUUUAAAAAGCCCAAACGGAUUAAGUUAGAUGUUAGUGUUGCACGUUCUAUGAUUUAAAAGUCUUUGUACUGACGAGCAGUUAAAGCUGCCAUAGUGGUAGCCUCUGCAACCUACAGCCAAAACCCGAGAACAAGGGCUUUUUAGAUUGACAGAAAAGACUCAGUCGUCAAUAAAUAAAGUUUUUUUCUUUUGAGGAGUAUCACUUCAGAACAUGUUUACUGUAAUAACACUCAACAAGAGGAAGGUUACUUUUUGCUGUUCAAUAUGUUUAAGAAUAAAUAAAUAAAACUGU
Messenger RNA from Limanda limanda (common dab), 3859 nucleotides. RefSeq names its product IMP (inosine 5'-monophosphate) dehydrogenase 1b (gene impdh1b). Gene Ontology annotation, biological process: GTP biosynthetic process. The record is from RefSeq and is a predicted model, not a curated record. The transcript has 16 exons. Gene Ontology annotation, cellular component: cytoplasm. Bases 135 to 1760 code for a protein of 541 amino acids. Gene Ontology annotation, molecular function: IMP dehydrogenase activity. NCBI's taxonomy places the organism in Eukaryota, Metazoa, Chordata, Actinopteri, Pleuronectiformes, Pleuronectidae.